Molecule: messenger RNA, 495 nt
Organism: Ordospora pajunii
Lineage: Eukaryota; Fungi; Microsporidia; Ordosporidae
Exons: 1
Coding region: 1-495 (164 amino acids)
Source: RefSeq, a predicted model, not a curated record
AUGAUUGGCAGUAGCACAAUAUUGGCACUUUUUAUAAUGCUUAUGUGUGAUACUAAUGAACUCAACGCAAAAAUUUAUGUAGCUGAAGUGAUUGUUAUUCUGUUGUAUGCUAUACCAUGGCUGAUUGGAAUAAAGGAAUGGUUGAGUGGGGAGGAUGAAAUUCUAGAGCUUGAAUAUAAGCACAGGCCAGGGGGGGUGAGGAAGUGGGUAUAUAGACUGUAUAACAUAAAUAUGCUGGUGUUCAUAUUAUGGACCAGUUGGUAUGUGUUUAUUGAUGAUGUACCCAGACUUAUUAUAUUUCCUGGAAUACUUAUCUUCUUUGCGAAUAUAGUUGGGCUGAUAAAUUCGCUAGCAAUAACACACAUGCAUGUGCAUGUACAGUAUUUUAUGCUUGUGCUUGUGCUUCUAUUGAUUGUUUUGGCACUACUUAUGUUUGUCAAGAAAGAAUUGUUUGAUUCAUGUAAGAAAAUUCGUUUGAAAAAUUGGCGUAGAUAA